GAGAGGGGCCCUGAGAGGGAGGAGACCCGGUGACCCUGUGAAUCUGGAAUGGGGGUGUGGAUAGAGAGUCCUGAAGAGGGAAUUCCUGACACCUUCCCCAAUUCCUUUUCCUGCCCUUUGGCCCCACGUGACUCUUAGGGGGCUGUGGCCGGGAGAAGGAGGUUUAUUGCUCUCCUUCCCCCAGCAGAAUUUGCUUCCUAGGAAUGCCCUCAGACACCUCUGUUUCCAUCUAGGCACAGGACUUUCUCAGUGGCCAUCCACACUGGGCUAGAUCCUUACUGACACACAGAUGCUUUGUGGGGGGCCAUGUUUUCUACAUUGAGUCUGUCUGUGCCUUUGACAUGUUUAAUGGCUUAUGUGCAGCUAGCUUCUCCCUGUGCUAUCCAUGGUUUGUGGAGAAACUGUGUGUUAUUUUCCAUCAGAAUUGCCCAUUCUCUUCUCUUAUGUUCAUGUCUCAUGUCCAGUCUUGACAUUGUUCAGGUGUGUGAGUUUUGUAUAUUGCAUCCAUUAUGUGGUUUCAUGUUUCUUGCACAUUUUAUGCUUUUGCAUGUUUACUUCUGCAUGUAAAGAUCAAGCCUUGUUUUGGUUCAUAUCUCGUAUAUUAUAUGUCCAUGAUGCUGUCGUAUGCGAUAGUCCUCAUGUGUGGGAUCCUGUGGUUUAGUUGACUAGUGUACACUCCUGUUGUGAUCGGGUUGACCUGUUUGCUGCAUGUGUUUUCCUAGUCAGAGUACACACGACAUCUAUGCGUGAUUCUUUGCUUAUUUAUCAUAUUUACGCUGAUGUGACAUGUCCACAGCAUCUGUGCUUUUGGUUAUACAUACUACAUAAAUUUCAUAAUUUUAUUGGCAGUAUAUUUUUGUGAGUCAUAUAUAUGCACAUUAACCCAUUUGGCAGUCCGUGGUGCUUAUUAAUCCUUGGACAUUUCUGCUCUGAAGAGGGUCACUUAAUGCCAUGUAUUAGAGAAAAAGGCGACAAGCCUACAUGUCCCCAGAAAACCAUCCCCAGAUGCCUUACCUUGCUGACCUUCCUGGCCUGUGUUUCUUCACAUACAUUCUCUCUCCAGUGGCUAUGGACAGCCUGUCUUCAUGGAGCUCAGUGCAUCCCAUGGGGUCAGCCCUGCUGUGCACAUUAUCUGUUUCCCACUCUUUUUGCACAGUUAGCAUCUUUUUGAUGACAGCCUCAUCUCUCCCCUGUGGCAUGUUAAUCCUCAUGCUGUGUUUCUCUUCUGUAUGAGGUGGGAUGCUCCAUCUUAAUUGUUGGUACUUUCCCUUCAAUGUGAUGGUAUAUUGUAUGUGCAUAUUUCAGAGUAGGUUACGGUUAGGCUUCUUAGGUUCAUUGUUUCUUGGUGACUUAUCUUUUCACAGUUAACAGUUCUCGAGAGUGUAGCUAUCUGAUUCCUGAUCAUCUCUGUCAUUAAUUAUGGCUGUGUGGGUGUGCACUCAGCAUUAUAAUCUGUUCCACAGAUGUUUAUUGAGCCACCUCUCUGCCUCCUUCUGUCCGGGGUGUUGGGAGUGCCUACCCUCAAGCUGCUUACAGACUGGGAAAGGAACAGAAAUGCCAGUGAGCAAUCACAUACACAGUGGUGUCAAAAUCAGUGGCUCUCAGACGUGUGUGCACACCAGACUCACUUGGAGGGCUUGUUAAAAUACAGAUUGUUGGGCCCAAGGCCCAGAAUUUCUGAUUCGGGAGAUCUGGGAUGAGGUCCAAAAAUCCAUGUCUCUACACUUUGAGAUCCAGUGAUCAAGAUAAAAGUGUAAUGAAAACUUAGGCCAGGUGGGGUUCAAGAAGGCUUCCAAAGUGUGAUGCUGAGCUGUGUGAGGCAAGUGAAGAGGCGGAAGGGCAUUCCAGCCAAGGGAACAGCCUGUUCACAGCACAGAAGCAUGAAGGAUUGUGGUGUGUCUGAGGAACUGGAGUUGGAGUGAAAAAGGCUUUUGUGGGGGUGUGGCCGAAGAUGGAAAGAGAAGUCAACUUGCCUAAAGGGCCUGUAAACAAGACAGGGAAAUGCUCAGAUUUGUGUCACAGAAGGAUCCCUGAUUGCCAUGUGGAUGACGAAUUGGAAAAGCAGAGUUAGGAUCCUGUUGCAAAUACUCCACGGGAGAAAUGCUGGUCCAGACUUAACAGGAGCAGUGGGAUAGAACAGCUCAGAGCCUACAGCUGUAGAGUUGGCAGAUUUUCCUGUUUUUCUAGGGCCUAUUAGCCUUCACUGAUUGGCAAUGGACUUACCUUUGAACAUAGACCUUCUUGUCAUUGGAAGGGAGUGCCUGUAGUCUUGCUGGGAGUGACAGGUAACACCAUUUCGUGAUUUCUGACCCUGCCCCCAACAGUGGGGCAGAGUGGAGGAAGGAGGAAGAGCCUAGAAGGCAGGUUCUGUGUGCCUGCCUACACCUCUUCCUCCUGAACUCUGUCCUCUCCCAGAGAAGGUGAUAUGAUGUGUCUUUUACUCUCUGCCCUCCUUUUUUUCCCCCCACUUGGCCAGGCCUUAAAUAUUAUAUCUGCCUGACCAGGUUGCCUGCAGUGUCCCAGGAAGAGGGGGGAAGGGGGCAGAAGGAUUUGUUUGCCUGACUGUGGAGGGAGGAUUGAUAGAUGGUAGCUACUCCUGGUGGCCAGAAUGGAGCUGUGGCCAUGGGUAUGGACUGUGCUGCUGCUGCUGCUCCUGCUGCUGCUCUUCCUGCUGCCCGCCCUUUGGUUCUGCAGCCCCAGUGCCAAAUACUUCUUCAAGAUGGCCUUCUACAAUGGCUGGAUCCUCUUCCUGGCUGUGCUCGCCAUCCCUGUGUGUGCUGUGCGAGGACGCAACGUUGAGAACAUGAAGAUCUUGCGCCUGAUGCUGCUCCACAUCAAAUACCUGUAUGGGAUCCGAGUGGAGGUGCGUGGGGCUCACCACUUCCCUCCCUCACAGCCCUACGUCGUGGUCUCCAACCACCAGAGCUCACUCGACCUGCUUGGGAUGAUGGAGGUACUGCCAGGCCGCUGUGUGCCCAUUGCCAAGCGUGAGCUGCUGUGGGCUGGCUCUGCUGGGCUGGCAUGCUGGCUGGCAGGAGUCAUCUUCAUUGACCGGAAGCGCACGGGGGAUGCCAUCAGUGUCAUGUCUGAAGUCGCCCAGACCCUGCUCACCCAGGAUGUGCGGGUCUGGGUUUUUCCUGAGGGCACAAGAAACCACAAUGGCUCCAUGCUGCCCUUCAAACGUGGCGCCUUCCACCUUGCAGUACAAGCCCAGGUUCCCAUUGUCCCCAUAGUCAUGUCCUCCUAUCAAGACUUCUAUUGCAAGAAGGAGCGCCGCUUCACUUCGGGGCGAUGUCAGGUACGGGUGCUGCCCCCAGUGCCCACAGAAGGGCUGACACCAGAUGACGUCCCAGCUCUGGCUGACAGAGUCCGACACUCCAUGCUCACCGUUUUCCGGGAAAUCUCCACUGAUGGCCGGGGCGGUGGUGACUAUCUGAAGAAGUCUGGAGGGGUGGGCGAGGCCCAGCUCUGAACUCCCCUCCCAUCUACCCCCACUUUCCUCCCACACCUACCAGCCCAGUGUGCCCUGAAGCAGGGCCAAGCCCUCUUCCUGUUUCUCCUCUCCCCACUGUUCCCCUCUUUGGAAUCUUCCAACUUCUGAAGUGAAUGUGGAUACAGCACCACUCCUUGCCCCUUCCCAGCUACCCCCUCCCAUAGACUCUCUUGCCUUGGUGCAUUCUCCACUCUGACCCCCCACCCACCUCCUGUGCCAUUUUGUCUGUAGGACGGUUGCCUCCCCCUCAUCUCCAGUGGCUCACCUACACGAGGAUGGGAACACACCAUCCUUUCCCCAGUGGACAUUUUUCCUUUGUGAUCUUCUCUCCCUCUCCACCCCACAUUGGCCAGUGGACUCAUCCAUUCCGUGGAACAAUACCCUCCCACAAGUCCACAGAUUCAGUGGACUUCUCCAUUUGUGUGGACUCCUCACACUGUGGCUGGAAGCAAUGCCUGGAACAUUCCUGGCUUAUCCUGGGAACACUCUUUAGCACCCUCACACUCCCUCCCGUGGAGCCUCCUGUCAGUGGAGGCUGGACUUUUCUCACACAGAGGCCUCAUCCUGCCCAUACCCAGGUGCCCAGGGGUGAGCCUACUCCUAGAUGCCAGUUUGGUCUCCACAUUUCUGCUUCCCCCUGUCCCUGUGGUACGGUUCUUCAGUGGUCCUGGCCCCAAUCCAGUCUCCUGCAGCCCUGCUGUACCAUUCUAACCACACACAAGGGAAGAGGCAGACAUCAGGUGCUGCAUUCACUUCUGCUCCCUGGGGAGUUGGGGAAAGGAACUGAACCCUGGCUAGAGGGGCUGGGAGGGCUUUUAAUUUAUUUCUCUUUUUCUUUUGAGGCUUCCCCUCUCUGAGCCAGUUUUCAUUUCCUCCCGUGGCAUUAACCACUCCUGCCUCCCACCCCAGACCUGUGCCCACAAACUAGAGAGGUGGGCUGGGAGCAAAAGGAGAGGGCGGGACCCAGUUUUGCGUGGUUGGUUUUUAUUAUCUGGAUAACAGCAAGAAACCGAGAAUAAAGACUGAGAGAGAGAGAG
Lutra lutra (Eurasian river otter) is the source of this 4530-nucleotide messenger RNA. It is a transcript of the gene AGPAT1, whose product is annotated as 1-acylglycerol-3-phosphate O-acyltransferase 1. Bases 2609 to 3472 code for a protein of 287 amino acids. Gene Ontology annotation, cellular component: membrane; endoplasmic reticulum. The transcript is spliced from 7 exons. Lineage: Eukaryota; Metazoa; Chordata; Mammalia; Carnivora; Mustelidae. The record is from RefSeq and is a predicted model, not a curated record. Gene Ontology annotation, biological process: phosphatidic acid biosynthetic process. Gene Ontology annotation, molecular function: 1-acylglycerol-3-phosphate O-acyltransferase activity.